This is a messenger RNA of Exophiala aquamarina CBS 119918, 633 nucleotides long. RefSeq lists its product as uncharacterized. Gene Ontology annotation, cellular component: membrane. The record is from RefSeq and is a predicted model, not a curated record. Bases 1 to 633 code for a protein of 210 amino acids. Gene Ontology annotation, molecular function: transmembrane transporter activity. Lineage: Eukaryota; Fungi; Ascomycota; Eurotiomycetes; Chaetothyriales; Herpotrichiellaceae. The transcript has a single exon.
AUGUUCUGUGGCGGCGUUAUGCUCUUUGGGCUCGCGUUUUUCCUGCCUUCCAUCGUGCAAGGACUGGGCUACGGCCCCAUCAGAACUCAGUUGAUGACAGUCCCAUCAUUCGCCGUGGCGUUUGUCGUCACUCUGAUCCUCGCCUACUUCGCAGAUCGAUACCGCAAGAGGGGCGCGGCAGCCAUAUUGACCAUGCUGAUCGCCAGAGUUGGCGUCAUUAUGUUCUACAAAGGCCGCAACAUCGCCGUCCGCUAUACGGCGCUGUUCUUCAUUGUUACGGGCGCAUAUGCCAACGGACCUUGUCUCUUAGCACGGGUCCCUAACAACACGGCCACGCACGUCAGACGGGCGACCGCCAUUGCAACGGCGUUUAUGUUCACCAACUCAGUGGGGCAUUGUGAGCACUUUGAUCUUCCCGACCAGCGAUGCACCAUACUAUCCGUUCGCUUCUCGAUUCAUACUCUCCUUGGUCGUCAUUUCGCUUGUGGAGAUUAUGACAGAGAUGGCGAUACUAAAUUACUACAACAAGCGGAAGCAGGAUCCAGAAUAUCGGGACAAGUUGUUGCACGACGUGCAGCAUUUGAGCCUGGCAGAUCAGAGGGCUCGGCUGGGAGACGCACAUCCGAACUAUAA